GCACACACCGUACCGGGAAGGAGCGUUGGCUCUGUUUACAUUCCACCCGUCCAGCAGACGACCGCUCAGUUCUCUUCGAGACUUGAUCGCGUGCGCAACGUCCGAAUCACGGCCGGUCUUCCUUCGAUCGUACUCGCGGCGUGUCCCACACUGUGUGCUUUACCUUCACCGAGCUAGCGGCGACGACGAGGAACUGUGUGUUUUCGAGUUUUCACCUGUGUGCGAGGGCGCGCGCGCGUUGCAUUCACAAGCCGGAGCAGUCAGUUCAGUCUGUCAGUGUGUAGUGUGUAAUUGCGCAGUCUCUUGUUUCACCGGAGCGCGACUUUUGCGGGCAACAAGGAAUCUAGAAGUGCCAGCAGAUCGCAUAGAUCACACACACGGUUUGUCAGUGGUGCAAUUUGACGGAGGUGAUCGCGUUGAUCCGGGUUCGUCGCCUGAUUUCUGGUGAAGUCUAUUUUGUUGUGCGUGGAUUACCUAAAUCUUCUGUACGUUCGGGGAGCAGUGGUGUGUGACUCAAAACGAAUAAAAGCGAUUUGAGUGUGUUUAGCGGCGCAAGAGAUUCCGAGUCGAGUGUUUGUGAUUGCUAAUUGAACAAGUGUUUUCGAACUCUUGGGCGUUUGAUAUUGUUUUCAUCGGUGAGUGGCAUCCAAAUAUUGGAAGAUUGUUGUUUGGUGCGUUGAAUGGCAACUAGUAAUUAGUGGCAAAACGCGUUGAUUGAGUGGCAGAAAUCAUUUCCGGCUGGCGUUUCACGACGAAUUCCGCUGAGGUUCGUUGAUGUGUAAAAAGUGCGAUUUCGACCUUUAGAACCGGUGGUGUGUGGUUUUGCGGAGCUGUGUGUUAGUACGAAGUGUCAUUAAGUCUAGGAAGUGAGUCGAGAACGUCAAGAAGACCGGCUUUGGAGUGCUGUUUGCUGUUGUUGUUAUACAUCCGUUCGAGCGAGAUUGUUGGCGACUGAGUGUGUCCAUUAGCUCUGUGAAGCCUUUCCCGUCGUAAAAGAAUGUUGUUGGAGUAGUGUAGCGAUAAGAAUAGAAGAGCGCUUUACGUAAGAGUUGUGGAAAAUGAGUUGACGAGCAGAAUUUGAAGUAAUAUAGUGGAUGCAUUGGAUAAACACCGAGACAAACUAAGAAGGAGCGGUCGAUUUCAUAGCGUUCCUGCAUUUGCUGCAUAUUUGAUAUAUCAAUGAGUUUCAUCAGCUACUUCCAGACAAGCUAACGCUGCUUUUCGAGGUUGGGCCUUAGAACGUUCUUAAAAGAUUGUUAGUGCUUCGAUGUGCCAAAGCCUUAUCACGCGAGAUUUUGCCAUCAGUCGUUGUCGGUUCCCGCAGUGAGAUGUGCCGCGCCGGUGAGAACUGAGCAGUAUCAGUGGCACGUGAUUUCUCGCACCCCCACACAGGUGGAUGCGUCUACGAUUGGACCAACUUCGGUUUCGUUGGACGUAUUGCCCGUAGGAUUGAAGGUCACGUCGUCGUCAGCACUCAUCAACACCCAUAGGAAGAAGGUCAGCUACGGAAUUCUUUGUCAUCAAAUUAAUUCCCAUUGGAUAAACAAAUCCCAAAUCCCAAACUCAAACAAAAACGUGAAUUCAUUACAACCGAAAACUUCGAACAGUGAUAAAACCCGUCCGAUGAAGUGGAACAUUUGAUAAUUGGGAGGUUCAUCCAGCUAUUGAAACCCUCAAUUUGGAUUCCCCAAGAUCAUCAACUGUGCAACAACGAUCUCGUUUCUCUGCCAAUCAAGAGCAGCUCUGCUAGAAUUCGGACCUCGAGGCAGACACGCGCGUGGGACGACUAUGUGAAUGAGUAGCCUUCUCUUUGAAAAACGUUUCGAUCCAGUGCUGAGUGAGGUGCUCGCGUAAAGCAUUGAUCAUGAUCAUGAGGAUCGGAACCCUGAAUAGCUGAACGAACGAACGAAAAAACUCCACCGGCCAAGGAGAACCAUCCGACCGAGUCAGCAACCGUGUAAUUACUAGCGUUUAACGUCCAACACCUCUCACCCACGCCGGCCUCUACUUUAAGUCGGAUUCCAGCAGAAAAAAAAAAUCCGAAAAAAUGCUGAAAAAUAUCCACGAGCGAACAGUCAAAAAGGUUAAGGGCAAUCAUUACGUUGCCAGCCACGGCGGUCGCGACACCGUCGAUCUACCGUACGCCCAGGCCAACCGAGGCUACUCCACCGAUGGCGAGGACAGCCAGCGGGCGCCGUCGGAUCGCACCGUGUCCGAGUACACGGUAGCUAACGAACGGGCUACGCCCCCAACGGCCCCCUCGCGCAAGUCCCGCUCGGACACCAAGUACCAGCAGAAUGGAACCACCAACGGUGGUCCCAGACCUCUCUCUAGUCCACCGACACGUGCCCCACCACGUGCACCGUCCGCGUUGAGCUACGACCAUGGCGGCGAAACCGGAAGCGAUAUCUACGUCACAUCGGCUGCCUACAAAGCUCCCUCGGAACUUAGCCGCUACAGCGCCCAUCGAAACCACCACAACACCUCGCGCGGUCCCCGAAGUGUGUACAGCGUGGCCAGCACGGCCAAGACGGGCCGCAGCUCGCGGCGCCACGGUGCCAAGGUCGAAGCCAUGUCCGCGCCGAAUCCGUUCUGCCCGAACGUCAAGGGCGUCUGCUGUUUGAUGCUCCUGCUGAACCUGGGACUGAUUCUGGUCACGCUGGGUUUCGUGAUAGUGAUGCAGUUCAUGGAACCGCUGUUCGUGUGGAUACUCGGCGUGGUGUUCCUGGUGUUUGGCUUCGCGACGCUGAUCGGCAGCAUGAUCUACUGCGUGAUCGUGUGCCGGGAUGCGAAGACUCCGGAACAGCUGCGCAACGAGGAUCUUUACUGGACCAAACACUGGCAGAAGAGCAUCGGUUACACGCCGCACGAGAUCGACUACAAAACGGAUCGGUUCGACGAGCGCGAUCGGUACUCGGAUCGGUUCUCGGUGGGCAAAAUGAGCGGGAAGUACUCCGAUCGGGAGAUUACCCGAUACUAGGAGACGCCGCAAAUUUGGAAGAAUUCGUCUGGCGCGCGUAAACACGAACAAGGAGAAUGUAACCAGUGUAACUGAAACGAACGUUACUAAUAAGAUUUAAUUUAACGAUUUCGCUAGCUAAGUUGAUUCGAGUCUAAUUCUAGAACCUGAAACAGUCUGUAGAGAAUAACGAUUUCCACAGGAGCGUCGAGCGCGGAGUGGAAAUUUUUAUGUACUAGAUAAACGAAUACAAAUAAAAACAAGCAAUAUAACAAAAUAGGGUUUCAACCGAUUAAACGAAUAUACAUUAUUGAAGUAAUGAAAUGAUUGUUUUAAAUGUUGUAACAAAUGAUUAAUGUACAUAUUAAUGUUAGCAUAAGAGAGAUGAUGCAAUUAUAACUACUUUUAUGUAACAAAAAUAAAAUGAAGAAUGAAAUUUAGCA
Molecule: messenger RNA, 3402 nt
Organism: Aedes albopictus (Asian tiger mosquito)
Lineage: Eukaryota; Metazoa; Arthropoda; Insecta; Diptera; Culicidae
Exons: 9
Coding region: 2048-2980 (310 amino acids)
Source: RefSeq, a predicted model, not a curated record